This is a messenger RNA of Alosa alosa (allis shad), 1053 nucleotides long. RefSeq names its product free fatty acid receptor 3. The transcript has a single exon. The record is from RefSeq and is a predicted model, not a curated record. Gene Ontology annotation, molecular function: G protein-coupled receptor activity. Bases 1 to 1053 code for a protein of 350 amino acids. Gene Ontology annotation, cellular component: plasma membrane. Gene Ontology annotation, biological process: G protein-coupled receptor signaling pathway; cellular response to fatty acid. NCBI's taxonomy places the organism in Eukaryota, Metazoa, Chordata, Actinopteri, Clupeiformes, Clupeidae.
AUGCAGGAAUGCCAGGCGCAGCUCUGCCUCUCUGUCUACAUCAUCACCUUCAUCACGGGCUUCCCCACCAACAUCCUGGCCUUCUACACCUUCAUCCUGAAGGUGCGGCGCAAGCCCACCCCCAUCGACAUCCUCCUCCUCAACCUCACCAUCUCAGACCUGCUCUUCCUCGUCUUCUUGCCCUUCAAGAUGCAGGAGGUUGCCAACCACAUGACGUGGGAUAUGCCCUACUUCCUGUGUCCACUCUCGGGCUUCAUCUUCUACAUGACCAUCUACAACAGCACGCUCUUCCUGACGGCCGUGAGCGUGGAGCGCUACCUGGGCGUGGCCUUCCCCAUCCGCCACUCGCUAGGCCGCCGCCCUGCCUAUGCCGUCCUGGCCAGCGUCUUCAUCUGGGUGGUGUGCUUUGCCCAUCUCAGCAUCGUCUUCAUCAUGCCCUACUACAACCCUCCCACCAAGAGCUCCUCUCCCUCCGGCGGCGCCAGCAAUGACAGCAAUGGCACCGGGCUGAUCGUGGUGACGCCCACAGGGCAGCUGCGUAGGAACGUCUGCUACGAGAACUUCUCUGAGGCACAGCUGGAGAUCUUGCUGCCGUACCGGCUGGAGCUGUGCGUGGUGCUGUUCUGCGUGCCGCUGCUCAUCUGCUCCUUCUGCUACAUCAACUUCAUCCGCAUCCUGCUGCGCCUGCCCAACAUCGGGCGCCGACGCCGCCUGCGGGCUGUGGGGCUGGCGCUGGGCACGCUGGUGGUCUUUCUCCUCUGCUUCGGCCCCUACAACGUCUCACACGUGGUGGGCAUGGUGACGGACCAGAGCCCGCGCUGGCGUGACCUGGCGCUGCUGCUCAGCACCUUCAACGCCUGCCUGGACCCCUUCAUCUUCUACGUGUCCUCCUCAGCCGUGCGGACCAUGCUGGCGGGCAUCCUGCAGGGGCUCUGGAGGCGCAUGCCCGUCUGGGAUAGGGUCCGGCUCGGCAAGUGCUUCAGCUGGAAAAUGGACGUCAGCGAGUCCAAAAAAAACAAUUUGCCGAAGCCUGCCGAUAUAAAUGCCCUCUGA